AUGUCUGCCAAGGAGGUGAGAGCAUUUAGUGCACCUGGUAAGGCGCUUAUUGCUGGUGGGUAUCUAGUUUUGAAUGCAGAAUACAAAUCUUUUGUUGUAGCGCUUUCAGCGCGUAUGCACGCGAUGGUUUCCUGUCAACAGAGGCCCGACAUAGAAGGCGUGUAUGUCAAGGUUACAAGCACCCAAUUCAACGAUGAUGAAUGGAAUUAUAGACUGAAAAAGAAGAAUGGGUACGUCCCGCUGGAAAUCAACGAUCUCACGAACCCAUUUGUUGAACAAGUUAUCUUUAACGUAUUCAAUUACUUUUUCCCGGAGGAGGUUCCGUUCAAUUAUAUCGUCAUCCAGACGUUUUCAGAUGCAGAAUAUCACUCCGCAGAAGGUACGGUUCAAAAGGUUAACGAGUUCAAAGAAUUCAACUUCCAUAAGAAAGAUAUUCAAGACGUACCGAAAACAGGGCUGGGAUCAUCAGCCAGUUUAACCACGGUUCUGACCACAUGUCUGUGCGCAAACUUGAUGGCCGAUUUGGAUGUUAAGAACCAAGACCAUUUACACAUGAUCCAUAAUCUUGCACAAGUGGCGCAUUGCCAAGCUCAAGGUAAAAUCGGUAGUGGGUUUGAUAUUGCAGCUGCCACGUACGGCUCAAUCGUAUACAGGAGAUUUCCUCCCGCACUCAUUGCCGAUCUACCCACCAUGGAUUUGGUAUACGUUCGUCAGUAUCAUAACGCCUUGAAAGGAUUGAUUGAUAGAGCUGAUUGGAAUAUAUUUGUUCAAGGGAUCACAUUGCCUCCUGGAUUGAAAUUGGUAAUGGGGGACGUUCGUUCAGGGUCAUCUACUGUGAAAUUGGUUGCCACGGUGCAGAAAUGGUACGACAAUAACUUACCAAGAAGUUUUGACGUCUUCGAGGAAAUCAACAAGUGCAAUAAUAGAGUCAUUGAUUCUGUAACCCAACUAACUGAACUGAGCAGUACAGACCCGGAGCGGUAUAAUAGUAUUCUGGCUAGCAUAAAUUUGUCUCCAAAAGCUGAUCAGAAAUCCAUACCAGAGAUUACAGAACUUGAACACGCAGUUUUGAAGAUCAGAGAACUCUUCAGAGCAAUUACUAAGGAAUCAGGGGCCGAUAUUGAACCAGAAACCCAAACUACACUGUUAGACAAGUGUCUUAAGUUCCCUGGUGUUAUUUCCGGUGUUGUUCCAGGUGCUGGAGGUCAUGAUGCUAUCGCCCUUUUGACCACAGAAGGUACAGACAUGGCUGAGUUAACCAAGGGAAAUCCUGAUUUUGAAGCAGUUUCGUGGUUGAAAGUUACGCAAGCAAAAACAGGUGUCAGAGAGGAAGAUCCUCGUCAUUACGAGAAUCUUCAUUUAAAGUAA
This is a messenger RNA of Huiozyma naganishii CBS 8797, 1368 nucleotides long. It is a transcript of the gene ERG8, whose product is annotated as phosphomevalonate kinase. Gene Ontology annotation, cellular component: peroxisome. Lineage: Eukaryota; Fungi; Ascomycota; Saccharomycetes; Saccharomycetales; Saccharomycetaceae. The coding region runs from base 1 to 1368 and encodes 455 amino acids. Gene Ontology annotation, molecular function: phosphomevalonate kinase activity; ATP binding. The transcript has a single exon. Gene Ontology annotation, biological process: isopentenyl diphosphate biosynthetic process, mevalonate pathway; ergosterol biosynthetic process. The record is from RefSeq and is a predicted model, not a curated record.